Epinephelus moara (kelp grouper) is the source of this 3507-nucleotide messenger RNA. It is a transcript of the gene col9a3, whose product is annotated as collagen, type IX, alpha 3. NCBI's taxonomy places the organism in Eukaryota, Metazoa, Chordata, Actinopteri, Perciformes, Serranidae. The record is from RefSeq and is a predicted model, not a curated record. The transcript is spliced from 34 exons. Bases 176 to 2851 code for a protein of 891 amino acids. Gene Ontology annotation, molecular function: opioid growth factor receptor activity. Gene Ontology annotation, cellular component: membrane.
UACUGCAGCCGCCAACGGUGCUGCUGUCUGACGAUGGUAGGCUGGAAAGACGGAUGGUCAGGGCCGUCCUCGUCUAACCUGAACAUGCAAGUUUAACUCGAUUCAUGCCCGGUUAUAGUGCUAAACCAGGUUACACGUGUAUUCAGCCUUAGCUAGUCGCAUUACGGUGAUUUUAAUGAUGGAGGACGACUGUGUGUGUGAGUACGACUCGACCUGGGACACAGAGAGUGAUGGAGACGACCCGGCCGGAGAGAGCCAAACCCGUCGGUCAUGUCAAGACAAAAACAAAUCUGGCUGGACAUUAAAUUGGCAUCAUACGCCCAGAAACAUGAGGGCAGCAAAGGACAUGCAGAACUACAGAAGAGGAUAUCCAAAUCUUACAGAUGACGAGUGCUCAGAAGACAAAAUGAACAACUUGCAGUUUUAUCUCAAUAAAUUUCCCUCUGCUCCUGAUGAUGUCUACAUUGAAUCUUUUCUCAAGGAAUGGAAAAAUGAUUACAAAAGACUGGAGAGAGUGCACUCGUACAUUCAGUGGCUGUUUCCACUGCGAGAGCCGGGGGUUAAUUACAUGGCUUCAGAACUCACCAAGAAGGAAAUUGAGGCCUUCAAGAAGAAUGAGGAUGCCAAAAAGAGACUAGUUGAGUCCUAUGAACUCAUGUUGGGCUUCUAUGGCAUGCGUUUGGUCAACAAAGAGACGGGUGAAGUGAAACGAGCUGAUAAUUGGAAGGAGCGAUUUGGAAACCUGGAGCGGAAUAUGCACAACAACCUGCGCAUCACUCGCAUCCUGAAGAGCCUCGGAGAGCUGGGCUUUGAGCACUACCAAGCCCCACUUGUGCGCUUCUUUCUGGAAGAAACUCUAGUCAAGAAGACCCUCAGCAGUGUCAAACGCAGCGUGCUUGACUAUUUUUUGUUUGCUGUCCUGGACAAGCAGAAGCGUCAGGAGCUCAUUCGCUUUGCAUAUCAUCACUUUGAGCCAAAGGACAAGUUUGUGUGGUGUCCCAGAAAGAUUCAGAAACAAUUCAGGAAGGCAGAGAAAAGAUCUGAUGCCGUCGGGAACGGAGAUGGAAAAGAUGAAGCGUAUUCACGGAGUAAAAGCAAAGAUGGGGAAGCAGGUGACGCUGGACCUCCGGGACCACCUGGACCUCCUGGCAGAGGGAGACCAGGAGCUGCAGGACUACCUGGAACUAACGGGUUGCCAGGCGGAGUCGGACCCCAGGGUCCAGCGGGUGCUGAGGGUCUUCCAGGACUUCCCGGACCUUCUGGCCCUGAUGGACCACCAGGUCUUCCUGGUACUCUUCAUGAUCUUUCUGGUGACCUUCUGUGUCCUGCCAUCUGCCCCCCUGGUCUCUCUGGUGCUACUGGGAUGCCAGGAUUCAAGGGUCACACCGGGCAUAAAGGAGACAAGGGAGAGCCUGGAAAAAACGGAGAGAAGGGUGACGCUGGUCCACCUGGCCCACCUGGUAUCCCUGGCACUGUGGGUCUGCAGGGCCCACGUGGUCUCAGAGGUUUGCAAGGCCCAAUGGGAUCUGUAGGAGACAGAGGCCUGCCCGGUUUCAGAGGCAAACAUGGCAUCGCCGGCAUCAUUGGAAAGACAGGUGAUCCGGGAGAAAAAGGACCACAGGGAUUCAGAGGACCCAAGGGAGAAAUUGGUAAAAUCGGUCCCAAAGGAGGUCCUGGAGGAGCUGGACCCAAAGGGGAGCCUGGUAUUCCUGGCAGAGAUGGCAAAGAUGGCACACCAGGAUUAGAUGGCGAGAAGGGUGAUGCUGGACGCCACGGAGCAGUUGGAGAGAAAGGACCGAACGGACUUCCUGGUCUACAAGGAAAGGCCGGUGGGAAGGGGUCUAAAGGAGAAGUUGGUGAACCGGGAAAGACCGGGGAGACAGGACCCUCUGGAGAGCCAGGUAUUCCUGGUGACAUUGGCGUCCCAGGAGAGAGGGGGAUAGCAGGACCCAGAGGAGUGGCUGGAGGCAUUGGACCAGUGGGCAACUCCGGGCCUCAGGGAGUGAAAGGCUUUCAGGGGGUAAAAGGAGCCUUGGGGGAUCCAGGUCUUCCAGGUCCAACAGGAAUCCGUGGGGAGUUUGGUGAAAGGGGUCCAGUUGGAGCUUCUGGAGCUAAAGGAGACAUGGGUGUGGCAGGAAGUGACGGUCUGCCAGGAGAGAACGGAGAACCUGGUCCUUUUGGCCCAGUUGGACAAAAAGGAGAGUCUGGAAAGCGAGGUGAACUGGGACCAAAGGGCGUGACAGGUCCACAAGGAGAGCUUGGGGCAAGAGGGCCUCCAGGAAAACCAGGACUAAUGGGCUUCCAAGGGGAGCAGGGUCUGCCUGGAAUUGCAGGAAAGACAGGUGUACCUGGUAAACUGGCGAGUGAGCAGCACAUCAGAGAGCUGUGUGGCUCGAUGAUCGAUGAUCAGAUCGCACAGCUGGCUGCUAACCUACGAAGACCCCUGGCCCCUGGAAUGGUGGGCCGCCCUGGCCCUCCUGGGUCUUCAGGAAAGCCAGGAGUUGCUGGCUCUAUUGGGCAUCCAGGUCCCCGCGGACCACCAGGGUACAGAGGCCUGCCAGGAGAACUCGGAGACCCUGGUCCCAGAGGUGAUGUUGGUGAACAAGGUGACAAGGGAUCCCUUGGCAAAGCUAUUGAUGGGCCCAUUGGAGACCAAGGAUACCAAGGUCUUCCUGGAGUUCCUGGAAUUGUCAAAGAUGGGCGCGAUGGAUCUCCAGGAGAUCCAGGUGAGCCUGGAGAGUCAGGCAGGGUAGGUAGGACUGGGCACCAGGGACCUCCUGGAAUCUGUGACACAUCAGCCUGCCAGGGAGCAGCGGCCGCUGGAAAGUCCACCAACCCCAAAAACCAUUAAACAUGACUUCCCGCAAGCUGACACCAUCCACCCCGAGGAGGAAGGGUGAUAAGUGAGGGAAGGAAGGAAUGAAAGAAGAGUGAUCACAAAAUGUCCUCUUUAUUUAAAUACAUGUAUCACCAGAUGGGAAGAGUAACAUCAAACAGGUGUGAUAUUGUGAGAGGAACACCCGAGGAGUGACAAUACCAGAGCAACUGAGAGACUGAAACUUCAAGAUAACAUCCAGAAAUAAAAGUGGACAGAGGCACCGAAGUGUCCGAGAGAACAACCGCAUUGCUCCAAAAAUACUACAGUAUCAGAUAACAAGACUUGACUUACAAACAACUGGAAAAUGAAUGAUGAGUCUUUUGUGUAUAAAAACUUUGUACAUGUUGUUUCCAUGCCCCCAUUUCCCUGGUUAACAUCCUUCUGGCAGACGACGCUCUUGAAUCAACAGUGAGUGUGUCUGAAGUGAAUGUGCAUGUAUCGUGGCCCACUGAUGUAAAUCACAGGUGUUACCUCAACAUACAAGCUUACAGUGUAAAAUAUGGAGAUAGGCGACAGAGGAGCUGUGUAUGUGUUGUAAAAGGAAUAAAAAACACAAAUACCCAGGUGCCCAGAAAUUGUGUAGAUUAAUGCAAAAAAUUUAAAACUUUUGAUAGUUUUUUUUUUUUUUU